UCUAUAUCUAUUUUUCAUAUAUAAAAAACAAUAAUAAAUUCCCCAUACAUACCCUAUUUAUUAUUAUUAUUAUUAUUAUUAUAUUGGCCAUCAUGAAUAGAUAUCUUCUUCUCUUUUCAUUCUUUGUUAGUAGCAUAGUAGUUCCUUUUGUUGGUUGUUAUAAUGCAAAAUUACAAAAGGGCCCACUUGUUGAGAGUACAAAUGUUGAAGAUGAUUAUAAUAUUAAUGAUAGAUCAUGGUGGAGAUUCAAGGGGUUAGUCAUGCAAAGCAAAGAUGUUGUUGGUGGCGAUCGGACUUCUUCUUCUUCUUCUUCACAUUUGCGUAAAGUUAUUAAUGUAAAUGAUUAUGGAGCUUGUGGUGAUGGAGGGGAUGCUUCUUCUAAUACACAGGCGUUUGAGAAGGCAUGGCAAACAGCAUGUUCUAGUGGCAAAACAAUUCUUUUGGUACCUAAAGGAAAUAUUUACCAACUCAAACCAAUCAGAUUCUCUGGUCCUUGCAAAUCUGACAUCCAAGUCCAGAUUGAAGGAACAAUUGAAGCAACAGAUGAGGCAUCAGAUUAUUAUAGCAAUGAUAGCAAAUACUGGCUUGUAUUUGAUAAUGUUAAGAAACUAUUAGUCCAUGGUGGUGGAACCAUUGAUGGAAAUGGCAAAAUAUGGUGGCAAAAAUCGUGUAAAAGGGACAAAACCUUGGCUUUGACAUUCUCAAAUUGCAGUAAUUUGAGGGUUGAGAAUUUGUAUAUAUCAAAUGCCCAACAAAUGCAUGUUAGAAUUCAAGGUUGCAAAAAUGUUAUAGCUUCUGGGAUUAAUGUGACGGCACCAGGGGAUAGCCCUAACACUGAUGGAAUUCAUGUCACUAAUAGUCACAACGUCCAAAUCUCUGACUCCGUUAUAGGAACUGGUGACGAUUGUAUAUCAAUUGUAAGUGGAUCAAAAAAUAUUCUAGCUACAAAUAUAACGUGCGGACCUGGCCAUGGUAUCAGUAUUGGAAGCUUGGGGAAGGGAAACUCCGAGGCAUAUGUUUCAGGAGUAACAGUGAAGCGAGCUCAGAUUUCUGGAACUACAAAUGGAGUUAGAAUUAAGACAUGGCAGGGAGGGUCAGGACUUGCUAGCUACAUCCAGUUUAAACACAUUGUGAUGGAAAAUGUGACCAAUCCAAUUUUGAUAGACCAGAAUUACUGUGACAAACCAAAUAAGUCAUGCCCAAAACAAGUAAUAUAAAUUGUGUUGUACCAAAACAUAUCAGGGACAAGUGCUUCAGAUGUGGCUGUGAAGUUUGAUUGUAGUGACUCAGUUCCAUGCCAAGACAUAAUAUUGGAGGACAUUAACCUCCAAAGUUUUGAAGGAGACAAAGAUGCUGAAGCUUUAUGCAACAAUGUAAAAGUCUCUUAUUAUG
Molecule: messenger RNA, 1392 nt
Organism: Arachis ipaensis
Lineage: Eukaryota; Viridiplantae; Streptophyta; Magnoliopsida; Fabales; Fabaceae
Source: RefSeq, a predicted model, not a curated record